GAGACUUCCUGUUGCUAUUCGGGCUUCAGGAUCAUUUGUGAAUUGUUGGUCUACACACAGGGCGACACCCAGGUAUCAAAGAGAGAGCUGCUAUCCUCAAGAUUCAGUCCAAUGUUCAGUGAGAUUACACUGUGAGAUUACUCCCUGGGGAUACCUUUCUGAUCGGGAAAAUUUAUUGGAUGGGUCAGAAGUUCAAUUUCUUGCAGAAAUAGACAGAGCUCUGGGCUCUCGCUCACUGAUGCCAACGGUCCUCUCUAUUUGACCCGACUCAUGGCAGCAAACAUACACAACACGCAACUAUAAGCGAAAGAUCCCGGAUUAGUCCUGCCCGCAGGCUCUGGCCGAAGCAUGUCCCUGGUAAAGGGGAGGACAUGCUCUGAAUCCUGCAUGGAACUGCUGAAUCUGGAGCUUGUGCACUAUUACGCAAGGCAGACCAACAUCCCAUCUGCAGCUGCUAUCGAGGCCAUCGGCUUCAGAGUAGGCAGGCAGGUUGCAGAGCGUUACACAGCCAGCAGAGGGCGGCUUGGCGAGCCUCUGGAAGUCAUCAAAUUUAUUUGCAAAGAGUUCUGGGCGGCUGUCUUCAGGAAACAGGUGGACAAUCUGAGGACGAAUCACAGGGGCACAUUCGUGCUGAAGGAUGCAGCAUUCAGGUGGCUGUCAAAGCUGUCUGUGGACCCCCCACCUCCGGGGGCCCCACCAGGAACAAGCCCUCCAGUGGGUGACCUGGCGCGCGACUACCUUAUCCUGCCAUGUGCGCUCAUCAGAGGAGCUCUGGUGCAUCUGGGAGUUGAGGCCACUGUCACAGCGGACGCCAGCAACCUGCCAGUCUGCGACUUCACCAUCAACAUCAAAAGCAGAUCGUGA
Coccomyxa subellipsoidea C-169 is the source of this 864-nucleotide messenger RNA. Its product is annotated as transport protein particle component. NCBI's taxonomy places the organism in Eukaryota, Viridiplantae, Chlorophyta, Trebouxiophyceae, Coccomyxaceae. Bases 349 to 864 code for a protein of 171 amino acids. The record is from RefSeq and is a predicted model, not a curated record. Gene Ontology annotation, biological process: endoplasmic reticulum to Golgi vesicle-mediated transport; regulation of GTPase activity. Gene Ontology annotation, cellular component: trans-Golgi network; cis-Golgi network; TRAPP complex. The transcript is spliced from 3 exons.